AUGCUGUCCAGCCCGUCUAAUAACGGCGGGGUGAGGAUGCUGGUGCCCCCGGCGGGCUCAGACGACAGACGGGUUGAAUUCGUGGCGCUGGCCGCUGUGCGCACGGAGCCUCCCAGUCCAGAGCGCGCACAACCCUCUCAGCGCACGGGGCUGCUGGGUACCCCGCUGUCCGCACCAUCCGGGCGACGCACCGCCACCUCCGCCUCCAACAAGCGCUACCGCAAAAUACAAAACUUCCUCUACAACGUGCUGGAGAGACCGAGAGGAUGCGCGUUCAUCUACCACGCGUUCAUUUUUUUGCUGGUGUUCAGCUGUCUGGUGCUUUCUGUCUUCUCCACCAUUCCCACCCAUCAGGAAACUGCCAACCAGGGGCUAUUCAUCCUGGAAUUUGUCAUGAUUGUGGUGUUCGGGCUGGAGUACAUUGUAAGGGUGUGGGCAGCUGGUUGCUGCUGCCGUUACAGAGGAUGGCAGGGUCGGCUACGUUUUGCCAGGAAACCUUUCUGCGUUAUAGACUUCAUUGUGUUUGUGGCAUCGUUGGCUGUGAUAGCAGCAGGCACACAGGGAAACAUCUUUGCAACAUCGGCUUUGCGUAGCAUGCGCUUCCUGCAGAUUCUGAGAAUGGUGCGUAUGGACAGACGAGGAGGCACCUGGAAACUGCUGGGCUCUGUGGUGUAUGCUCACAGCAAGGAACUUGUCACUGCCUGGUAUAUUGGCUUUCUGGUAUUGAUUUUUGCAUCAUUUUUAGUCUACUUGGCUGAAAAGGACAUCAACAAAGAGUUUUCCACCUAUGCAGACUCCCUCUGGUGGGGAACUAUAACCCUCACCACGAUUGGUUAUGGUGACAAGACUCCACACACAUGGCUCGGGCGGCUCCUAGCUGCUGGCUUUGCUCUGUUGGGGGUGUCUUUUUUUGCCCUUCCUGCAGGAAUUCUUGGUUCAGGUUUUGCUCUGAAAGUACAGGAGCAACACAGACAGAAACACUUUGAGAAGAGGAGGACACCUGCAGCCACGCUAAUACAGGCUGCAUGGCGUCUCUAUUCUACAGAUUCAAGGCAUUCAUACCUCACAGCUACCUGGUACUUCUAUGACAGUAUGCUUCCAUCCUUCAGGGAAUUGACAUUACUGUUCAGUCACCUCCAACGGCAGCGUAACACCAAGAAGGUUCUUCACAACUACCACACCCUGCUGUCAGGGCUACGACCAUACAGUUCCCUCUAUGUGUCGGGGGACAGUCAGCUCAUAUCUAAAAAGCGGGGUUUCUUCCGGAAUCAUGGUGGCAACAAGCAGAGUGGGAAGAUUGGAUUUCGUGAUCGCAUUAGGAUGAACAAUUCCCGCUCCACUCAGGCAAUCCGGAGCAAGACAUCGUCCCCUGUGCCCACGGGGAGUGUACGCCAGUCACCAAGCACUGAGCAUGUUCCUGAAACCACCAGUCCCAGUAAAGUGCAGAAGAGCUGGAGUUUUAAUGACCGAACCCGAUUCCGCACUUCACUACGUCUGAAGGCACGUCCUGCUGCAGAUGUGGAGGGCGUUGGUGAAGAGAACACAGAGGAUAAGUCAUACUGUGAUGUUGCUGUAGAGGAUGUUAUACCAGCGGUGAAGACCCUGAUCCGAGCAGUUAGGAUACUCAAAUUUCUGGUGGCUAAACGUAAGUUCAAAGAAACAUUACGUCCAUAUGAUGUAAAGGAUGUAAUUGAGCAGUAUUCAGCUGGACACCUUGACAUGUUGGGAAGAAUCAAGAGCCUGCAAACAAGGGUCGAUCAGAUUAUGGGCCGUGGUGCUCUUCAAUCUGAUAAGAGGCCAAGGACUGAGAAAGUUGAAAAGGUCCCUCCAGAACUGGAUCCACUGGAUGAGCUGAGCAUGAUGGGCCGUGUGGUUAAGGUGGAAAAGCAGGUGCAGUCUAUUGAGAACAAGCUGGACCUGCUGCUUAACUUCUAUUCUCAGUGCCUAAAAAAGGGCUCGUCCCACUUCACACUGUCCUCCUUGCUGGAGCCUGACCUUACCUCUGACUACCACAGCCCCACUGACCAGCGGGAUCUCUUUCCUUCUGCCAACACACUCAACAUCUCUAAUUCAGAAAGCGGCAACAUGGAGUGA
Messenger RNA from Trichomycterus rosablanca, 2094 nucleotides. RefSeq names its product potassium voltage-gated channel subfamily KQT member 4. Gene Ontology annotation, molecular function: voltage-gated potassium channel activity. Bases 1 to 2094 code for a protein of 697 amino acids. Gene Ontology annotation, cellular component: voltage-gated potassium channel complex; membrane. The record is from RefSeq and is a predicted model, not a curated record. NCBI's taxonomy places the organism in Eukaryota, Metazoa, Chordata, Actinopteri, Siluriformes, Trichomycteridae. The transcript has 15 exons. Gene Ontology annotation, biological process: potassium ion transmembrane transport.